Messenger RNA from Fragaria vesca subsp. vesca, 1365 nucleotides. RefSeq names its product UDP-galactose/UDP-glucose transporter 4-like. Gene Ontology annotation, molecular function: transmembrane transporter activity. The coding region runs from base 334 to 1365 and encodes 343 amino acids. Lineage: Eukaryota; Viridiplantae; Streptophyta; Magnoliopsida; Rosales; Rosaceae. The record is from RefSeq and is a predicted model, not a curated record. The transcript has 7 exons. Gene Ontology annotation, biological process: transmembrane transport. Gene Ontology annotation, cellular component: endoplasmic reticulum membrane; Golgi membrane.
CUGAACCUCUCUCUAUUAAAUACAUACAUUUCUCAAUUAAUUGCAGAGCCACAUUGCCAUUUGCCACUCUCUCUCAGAAAAAAGAACCAGAGAAGAAAAACAGAGAGCUUCUUCAUUUUUUAACACACGAAGCUUUUACCGGCUCUGCGUCUUAGAAAAGGGUGUGGUAUUUAUAUAUAAUCUGAUUCUUGAACAAUUCUUCUCCAACAAACCGACCCUUUUGAUCAAAGCUUUGAUUUUUGGGUAUAGUUUACGGCAUUGCCGAUGAAAGCUAUAGUCUUCGGGUUAUAAGAGUGUUGGCAUUUGUUCGGUUUUGAUUGUGAAUAUUUGAGGAUGAAGAGCGAGGAUCAAGCUAGGUUUCUGUUUGGGAUUUCGCUUUCUGAUAGGCCUGUGUGGCAACAAUUCAUUAUUUGCUCUUCUGGGUUCUUCUUUGGAUAUCUUGUAAAUGGCAUUUGCGAGGAAUAUGUGUAUAAUCGUCUACAAUUCAGCUAUGGAUGGUACUUUACAUUUGUACAGGGAUUUGUAUACCUAGGUCUCAUAUACCUUCAGGGUUUCACCACCAAGAAAAUGGUGAACCCUUGGAAAACAUACGUGAAGCUCUCUGCUGUACUUAUGGGUUCUCAUGGAUUGACCAAGGGAUCCUUGGCUUGGCUCAAUUAUCCUGCACAGAUUAUGUUCAAGUCCACAAAGGUCCUGCCAGUGAUGGUGAUGGGUGCAUUUGUUCCUGGAUUGAGAAGGAAAUACCCAAUUCAUGAAUACAUAUCUGCAACACUCCUAGUGAUUGGUCUCAUUAUAUUCACAUUAGCAGAUGCAAACACAUCUCCCAACUUUAGCAUAUUGGGCGUGGUGAUGAUAUCAGGCGCUCUAAUCAUGGACGCUUUCCUUGGGAAUGUACAAGAAGCGAUCUUUAAAAUGAAUCCUGACACCACACAGACAGAGAUGUUGUUCUGCUCAACAGUAGUUGGGUUGCCAAUGCUACUUCCACCUAUGAUUCUUACUGGAGAACUGGUUAGGGCCUGGAAUUCUUGCGCUGCGCAUCCUUAUGUGUAUGGAGUGUUGGUGUUUGAAGCCAUUGCUACAUUUGUUGGACAAGUAUCUGUGCUAUCCCUCAUUGCCCUUUUUGGAGCUGCCACCACUGCCAUGGUUACUACUGCCAGAAAGGCGGUGACAUUGUUGCUGUCGUACAUAAUAUUCACAAAGCCAAUGACAGAAGAGCAUGGGACAGGGCUACUGCUCAUAGCCUUGGGAAUCAUACUGAAGAUGGUGCCGGAAAACCAGGUUAACAAGCAUGCAAAAUCUUUCAAAGAUGUACUGAUGAAAGUCCCAGAAGUAGAGGAGGAUGAGGAAAACAAGGCCUUGGUGUAA